ACAGACUCACAGCUGGACGUCGUCAGAGUGCUAAUCCGAGUCCAUUCAGCUAAUCAAGUUGCAUGUGAAUUUUUCCCAUCGAUGUUGCCUUUGUUCAUGUUCUUACGUCAGAUACAACCCCGGAGGUGCACCUUGUCUCGAAUGACAAUAUUCCUAAGUGUUUCUCAGCUUUGAAACUUCAGAUUCAUCCUUGGAGGCGAACCAAAGGGGUUAUCCAGUGAGAAGGGAGAGCGACGCCACCGGCGUGGUGCGGAUAGUCAUUCAUCCAGAAGCAGCAUUUAUAUCCAGAUUGACGAAAGUGAUUUUUAAAACGCCACGGAGCGUCACUGGAGACGGCCAUUUGUGCGGGUUUAUCAUUCAUGCCAGUCGCACGCUGAAAUACUUUACAGUCGACUCGACGAGCGUGCAUUGAUUAGUGAUUGAACAUUUAGACCCUGUACGGAGGAUUAAUAGAGCGAGCAUUGUGACCGGAGAAGGGAAAGAGGAAAAAGAUAGGGGCAUCCGUGAGAGCAGCAUUCGGAAACGGUGGAAGCAUUUCUGAAGCGACGGUGUUCAUUUACGGCGCUCAUUUGCUAGAGGGUUAUUGGUUGGUGAGGGCCGUUUGAGGGAGUCCGCCUGCAUGGUGGAGGUUUGGUGGAAGCACUCGGAAGUUUUGCACGAGACUUUGUAAUUCGCCAGCCAACAUUCAUCAAUCCAGUCUACGAGCAUUAGGUAGUUUAAGUUCACCAAUAAAGGAGAUAUCUCGAAUCAAAGCGAUUAUAUGAGAAGUCACGCUUGCGCAAUCUCAUACUCAUCGUAUAUCUUGAUCCAUCUUUUAUGAAUGAUGACACUGACUUGGAAAGCAGCUGAUUCAAUUAUGUAUUCUCGUUAGGGAAUUUCCCAUAUUCGGCUUCACGGACUUGUGUUAACUCUAGCUUUCAGAUUGGAAAUUUGGAUUCAUAGCCGACUCAUUUUUUCUUGGAAAGUUCAACUAUAAGUAAUUUCGUUAAACCCAGCACUGGCAGUCGAUUACCGCCCUUCUUGUAAAAUAUUUCGAUAAACAUUGAAACUGAUCUGAAUUUUCCAUAUUUCCCGUUCAUUUACGAUGGUAUCAGUUGCUCGAGUUUAUGACCACAUUGAUUAAAGGCAUUGGUCGUGACAAUGUGUAGUGAAGAACAAAACUCUUAAAGUGUUCUCUAUUCAUAUUACGCUUCGAAACCGGUAUCUGAUGAUCACAACCUCCAACGGCCACCCCGCUCCUCCCAUUAACGCAUUAACCCACCGUCGGCGAAUACGAGAUGUUUAUGCGUCCACUUUCCUCUGGAGCCUCGAUGAUGAUGACCUAAUGCUGGAAUAAUGGAUAGAAGGUUCAGCCUCACUACCCUUUCUGAUUAAACAUUAGGAGAAACUUGGAUCGAGUGGCCCUUGGGUAUCAUCCAACAUUGUAGGAUAAUGCGAUCGUUGGUUCAGUAGAUGAAGUGGGGUUGACGAUUGCGGUUGUGUUUUCGGGAUCUGCCGUCUCUUCUUCGGCGGGCGGCCUUCCCUGCUUCAAGGAUUCAUUUGCUUCUUCGUUUUCUGGCGCAUGCAGACAUGAUUGGUUAUAUCGUUGAAAAGCUGUUGAUGUUAUCAUCGGUGAUGGAUUGUGAAUUGUGCCUUCGAUGGUGUUAAUGAAUCUGCCCAUCAGGGUACUUUCUCUGUGAUUCACUUAUCAUCUUCCCAGCGUCGAGGAGGGGCGUGAAAGUACUAGUGAUUCUUGUCUUACAGCAGGACUUGAAGAAGGCAUCACUUAUAGAGAGCGACGCUGUUGAAUACUCAAGCACUCUUAUCCGCUUUUCCAUUCAAGUCCCACCAGAUAUUAAGCAUUGAGGAGGAACAUUGAUUUUUUUUUUAAUCUGAAAAGACGACGAAGGAAAAUACUUGGAAUUUUGGAUUUAUUUAGAUUUCCAACUGUCAUGUCUAGUGCAGGCCUGUCUAGUGAAUAUCAUCUAAUGGAUUAACCCAUUUCGAACGCCAGAAAAAUUAACAGUUGACUGUGGAGUUAAACCUUCAGCACGACAAAAGGCAUGAUGGACGCCAACGAGAUAGCUGUCAACAAACCCAAUUCCAGCGAGCUCUAUGUGACCCUUUGGCCGUCGACGGAACUACCAAACUCCACGGAGUAUGCCGAAGAAGUGACUAGCUACGUGGAAUUCCAUAUCACCAUCAUUGCACUAGCCUUGUACGCCUUCGCGUUUCUUCUCAUCAUAUUCUGCAACGCAUUGAACUUGUACAUCAUGAGGAAGCCUUUGGAUUGCUUCAGUGACAAUACGCGGUUCUUCCUGAGUGCUCUGGCGGUGGUGGACCUGUUGUCGGGUUUAAUAUGUUGCCCGACGGAAAUGGUGUUGGCUAUCUUUGGAAACUGGCCUCUGUCGCACGCGUCGUGUGACGUCAUAGCCAUUGUAUACACCAUGGUGUCAUGUCAAGCACUCCUGUGUCUGUGUUUAGUUAGUGUAGAUCGCUUCUUGACAAUAGUGAAACCGCUUCGCUACCCGACUAUCAUGACACAGAAGAGGGCGCGCAUCGUUCUUGCGUGCGUGUUAUUGCUUGGCGCGCUUUUGUCCCUCACGAUGCUCGAAGCAAGAAAUCUUCCAAGUCCCAUUGAAAACACCACAUUGUGUGCGUUACUCUACUUAGACAGUACAGACCCGGUCCGUCCCCUCAUUAUAAUCAUCAUAGUCUCUUUCAUCAUCCCCGCCUCCAUUCUUCUCUUCGUAAACAUUCGCCUUAUGAUAAUCACCAUCCAAAAGACUCGCGAACUUGCCAACAUGUCCCCGACCGCUGUUCGUUACACCACCGACCGUCUCAAGGGCGUUCGGACGAUUCUCGUACUAACUUCGGCUUUCUUCGUCACGUGGCUCCCCCUUAUGUGUACAAUGGUGGCAGCUGUAAUAUUCAACGCCCAUAUUCCACCGGCAUGGGGAACCCUCGUGUCUUUCCCUGCAUUAUGUAACAGUUGGAUUAAUGCUUUCAUAUAUUUAUUCAUGUGUACUUCGUAUCGGCGCGCUGUCGUCAAAGAAGUUCGGAAAUGUUUCAAGCGACGUCAUGAAAAAUGGGUGACCAACGGAUCUGUUGCCGCGUCAGCUGCAUUGCACUCGGAAGCAGCAUUAUAGUCUUGGACAACAGUCGUUUAUUAGAGUAUUUAUCAUUUUCAAGUGUGUGAAAUUAGUUAUAUUUGGACCUACUUUAAUGGGGUAUGUAUAAAGGACUUAUCAAGAUAACGCUCUACAUGCUGAUAAGUAUGGUAACAAUGGAUUUAGGGGCCUGUUUCAUAAAGUUGUUCGUAGGUUAAGAUCGACUUUAAAAACGACUGGUGAUUCUUUCUUGUGGUAAA
Molecule: messenger RNA, 3349 nt
Organism: Lytechinus variegatus (green sea urchin)
Lineage: Eukaryota; Metazoa; Echinodermata; Echinoidea; Temnopleuroida; Toxopneustidae
Product: 5-hydroxytryptamine receptor 6-like
Exons: 4
Coding region: 2043-3128 (361 amino acids)
Biological process (GO): G protein-coupled receptor signaling pathway
Cellular component (GO): membrane
Molecular function (GO): G protein-coupled receptor activity
Source: RefSeq, a predicted model, not a curated record